Molecule: messenger RNA, 8944 nt
Organism: Gadus macrocephalus (Pacific cod)
Lineage: Eukaryota; Metazoa; Chordata; Actinopteri; Gadiformes; Gadidae
Gene: notch1a
Product: notch receptor 1a
Exons: 32
Coding region: 1-7443 (2480 amino acids)
Biological process (GO): Notch signaling pathway; regulation of developmental process; regulation of DNA-templated transcription
Cellular component (GO): membrane
Molecular function (GO): Notch binding; calcium ion binding; signaling receptor activity
Source: RefSeq, a predicted model, not a curated record
AUGAAAACUCACAUAUUUUUUCUCUCUCUCUCUCUCUCUCUCUCUCUCUCUCUCUCUCUCUCUCUCUCUCUCUCUCUCUCUCUCUCUCUCUCUCUCUCUCUCUCUCUCUCUCUCUCUCUCUCUCUCUCUCUCUCUCCCAGGUGCCCUCCCGACUAUGUGGGCAGCCGGUGCCAGUACCCCAGCCCCUGCCACCCCUCGCCCUGCCGCAACGCAGGCGAGUGUCGGGCCGUCUCCCACGGCAACACCUUUGACUUCCGGUGCGUGUGCCGGCUGGGCUUCACCGACCGGCUGUGUCUGACGCCCAGCAACCACGCCUGCAUGAGCUCGCCCUGUCGCAACGGGGGCACCUGCGACCUGCUCACGCUCACGGCCUACCGCUGCCGCUGUCCCCCUGGGUGGUCUGGUAAGUCCUGCCAGCUGGCCAACCCCUGCGCCUCUAACCCCUGCGCCAACGGGGGGCAGUGCUCCGCCUUCGACUCCAACUACAUCUGCACCUGCCCCGCCGCCUUCAACGGCCAGACCUGCAAGCAGGACGUCAACGAGUGCGCCCAGACGCCGUCGCCCUGCCGCCACGGGGGGGUCUGCGUGAACGAGGUGGGCUCCUUCCACUGCCGCUGCCCACAGGAGUACACCGGCCAGCACUGCGAGACCCCCUACCUGCCCUGCAGCCCCUCGCCCUGCCAGAACGGGGGGUCCUGCACCCAAAAGGGGGACAUCGCCUACGAAUGCAGCUGUUUGACAGGAUUCACAGGUUCAAACUGCGAUCAUAACAUGGACGACUGUCUGGGACACACCUGUCAGAAUGGAGGUGUCUGCGUGGACGGGGUGAACACCUACAACUGCAAGUGCCCACCGCAUUACACAGGCCAGUACUGCACGGAGAACGUGGACGAGUGCGAGCUCAUGCCCAACGCCUGUCAGAACGGCGGUACAUGCCACGACACGCACGGCAGCUACCACUGCGUGUGCGUCAACGGCUGGACGGGCGAUGACUGCAGUGAGAACAUCGACGACUGUGCGAGUGCCGCCUGUUACCACGGCGCCACCUGCCACGACCGCGUCGCGUCCUUCUUCUGCGAGUGUCCGCAUGGACGCACAGGUCUGCUGUGCCACCUGGACGAUGCCUGCAUCAGCAACCCCUGUCAGAAGGGAUCCAACUGUGACACUAACCCGGUCAACGGCAAGGCGAUCUGCACCUGCCCUCCUGGGUACACCGGCUCCGCCUGCAACCUGGACAUCGACGAGUGUUCUCUGGGUGCCAACCCUUGUGAGCAUGGCGGCCGGUGCUUGAACACAAAGGGCUCCUUCCAGUGUAAGUGUCUCCAGGGUUACGAAGGCCCUCGCUGCGAGAUGGACGUUAACGAGUGUAUAUCCAACCCCUGCCACAAUGACGCCACCUGCCUGGACCAGAUCGGAGGCUUCCACUGUAUCUGCAUGCCAGGCUAUGAAGGUGUGUUCUGCCACAUCAACACAGAUGAGUGCUCCAGUAUGCCAUGUCUGAACAAUGGCAAUUGUGUGGACAAGAUCAAUUCCUUCCACUGCGAAUGCCCCAAAGGUUUUGCAGGUAAUCUGUGUCAGGUGGACAUUGACGAAUGCGCCAGCACUCCCUGUAAGAACGGUGCCAAGUGCACAGAUGGGCCCAACAAGUACACCUGUGAAUGCACAGAAGGUUACUCCGGACAGCACUGUGAGACGGACGUGAAUGAGUGCUACUCGGACCCGUGUCACUACGGCACCUGCAAGGACGGCCUGGCCUCCUUCACCUGCUACUGUCGCCCUGGUUACACUGGCCGCCUGUGCGAGACCAACAUCAACGAGUGUCUGAGCCAGCCCUGCAAGAACGGAGGCACCUGCCAGGACAGGGAGAACUCGUACAUCUGUAGCUGUCCCAAGGGCACCGCAGGUUUCAACUGUGAGGUGAAUCUGGACGACUGUAAGAGCAAACCAUGUGACUAUGGGAGGUGCAUCGACAAGAUCAACGGCUACGAGUGUGCAUGUGAACCCGGCUACACAGGAACGAUGUGUAACAUCAACAUCGACGACUGUGCCAUCAACCCGUGUCACAAUCGGGGCACCUGUGUGGACGGCAUCAACAGCUUCACCUGCCUCUGCCCCGAGGGCUACAAUGAUGCCACCUGUCUGUCACAGGUGGACGAGUGCGACAGCAACCCCUGCAUACAUGGCCGCUGUCACGACCUGGUCAAUGGGUACAAAUGUUUCUGUGACCCGGGCUGGAGCGGGCCCAACUGCGACUUCAACAACAACGAGUGUGAGUCCAACCCGUGCAUGAAUGGGGGCCUCUGCAAGGACAUGACAAGUGGCUACCACUGCACCUGCAGAGCUGGAUUCAGUGGACCUAACUGCCAAACUAACAUCAACGAGUGUGCGUCCAACCCCUGCCUCAACCAGGGCACUUGCAUCGAUGAUGUGGCGGGAUACAAAUGCAACUGUUUGCUGCCCUACACCGGGGACAACUGCGAGACCCUGCUGGCCCCCUGCAGCCCCCGGCCCUGCAAGAAUGGUGGUGUGUGCAAGGAGGCAGAGGACUACCAGAGCUUCUCCUGCAUCUGUCCUGAGGGCUGGCAAGGACAAACGUGUGAGGUGGAUAUCAACGAAUGUGUGAAGAGCCCCUGUGGUAAUGGGGCCACGUGCUUCAACACCGUGGGGGGCUACCAGUGCAAAUGCCUGCCAGGGUACUCGGGCCAGAAGUGCGAGACCGACGUGGAUGACUGUAAACCAAACCCUUGCAGUAACGGCGGCCUGUGUCGGGACGGGACCAACACCUUCGUGUGCUCUUGCCUGCCGGGCUUCCGCGGGGGCCGCUGUGAGGAGGACAUCAACGAGUGCGACAGCAACCCCUGUAAGAACGGAGCCAACUGCACCGACUGUGUCAACAGCUUCACCUGCACCUGCCCGGCCGGCUUCAACGGCAUCACCUGUGAGAUCAACGCCAACGACUGCACCGAGAGCUCCUGCUUCAACGGCGGCACCUGUGUGGACGGCAUCAACGCCUUCACCUGCCUGUGUCUGCCUGGCUUCACCGGGAGCUACUGCCAGCACGACAUCAACGAGUGCGACUCCAAACCCUGCGUCAACGGAGGCACCUGCCAGGACAGCUACGGGACGUACAAGUGCACCUGUCAGCAUGGAUACACAGGGGUCAACUGCCAGAACCUUGUGCGCUGGUGCGACUCGUCCCCCUGUAAGAACGGAGGGUCGUGCUGGCAGCAGGGGGCAUCCUACACCUGCCAGUGUCAGACGGGCUGGACCGGCAUCUACUGCGAUAUCCCAAGCGUGUCCUGCGAAGUGGCGGCCAAACAGCAAGGUGUGGAAGUGGCUCUGCUGUGCAGGAACUCGGGCCGGUGCUUGGAUGCAGGGAACACACACUACUGUCGCUGCCAGGCGGGCUACACAGGCAGCUACUGCCAGGAGCAGGUAGACGAAUGUUCCCCCAACCCCUGCCAGAACGGGGCCAGCUGCACCGACUACUUAGGAGGCUACAGCUGUGAGUGUUUGCCAGGUUACCACGGGGUUAACUGCUCAAAGGAGAUCAAUGAGUGUCAGUCCCAGCCUUGCCAGAAUGGGGGUACCUGCAUUGAUCUUAUAAACACCUACAAGUGCUCCUGCCCCCGAGGAACCCAAGGUGUUCACUGCGAGAUCAACCUGGACGAUUGCACCCCCUCCACGGACCCCCUCACCAACGAGCCCAAGUGCUUCAACAACGGCCGGUGCGUGGACCGGGUCGGGGGCUACCAGUGCACCUGCCCGGCGGGCUACGUGGGGGAGCGCUGCGAGGGCGACGUCAACGAGUGUCUGUCGGACCCCUGCGACCCCCGGGGGUCCUACAACUGCAUUCAGCUCACAAACAGUUACCGCUGCGAGUGUCGCACCGGAUACACAGGUCAACGUUGUGACAAAGUCUUUGAUGGUUGCAAGAGCCGACCUUGUAAAAAUGGAGGGACAUGUGCUGUCGCCAGUAACACCCCACAUGGCUUCAUCUGCAAAUGCCCUCAAGGCUUUACCGGAUCGUCCUGCGAGUACGACUCCCAUUCCUGCGGCAGCCUCAACUGCAAAAACGGGGGUACCUGCGUGUCGGGCCACCUUAGCCCCCGGUGCCUGUGCACUGCUGACUUCACCGGGUCCGAGUGCCAGAUCCCCGCCAACAGCCCCUGCAACUCCAACCCCUGCUACAACGGGGGCACCUGCCAGGUCACCUCCGAGGCACCCUUCUUCCACUGUGGCUGCCCCAGCAACUUCAACGGCCUGCUCUGCCACAUCCUGGACUACUCCUUCUACGGCGGGUUUGGCCGCGACAUCACGCCGCCCCCGGAGGUGGAGGUGAGCUGCGAGAUCGCCCAGUGCGACGAGUGGGCCGGGAACCAUAUCUGCGACACGCUGUGUAACAACCACGCGUGCGGCUGGGACGGCGGCGACUGCUCGCUGAACUUUGACGACCCGUGGCAGAACUGCUCGGCCGCGCUGCAGUGCUGGCGCUACUUCAACGACGGCAAGUGUGACGAGCAGUGCAACAGCGCCGGGUGUCUCUACGACGGCUUCGACUGCCAGGGCCAGGAGGGACAGUGCAACCCUCUUUACGACCAGUACUGCAAGGACCACUAUGCCGACGGCCACUGCGACCAGGGCUGUAACAACGCAGAGUGCGAGUGGGACGGCCUGGACUGUGCCAACAACAUGCCCGAGAAACUGGCCGACGGGCAUCUGGUCCUGGUGGUCCACAUCCCCCCGGAGACGCUGAAGAACGGCUCCACUUCCUUCCUCCGAGAGCUCAGCAGUGUGCUCCAUACUAACGUGGUGUUCCGGCGCGAUGCCAAAGGAGAGCCGAUGAUCUUCCCGUAUUACGGCAGUGAGCAGGAACUGGCCAAGCACAACGUGAAGCGCUCCACCGAAGGCUGGCCCGAGUGGGCGGCCAUGCCGACAAACGUCAUGGAUCACAUGAAGGACAGCGUGUCGGCCAUGAUGGGCUCAAGGAGACGCAGGGAGCUGGACCCCAUGCAGAUAAAAGGGUCUGUGGUAUACCUGGAGAUUGACAACCGUCAGUGCUACCAGCAGUCCACCGAGUGUUUCCAGAGUGCAACAGACGUGGCGGCCUUCCUCGGUGCACUGGCCUCCAGUGGCAACCUCAACGUGCCGUACAUUGAAGCCGUCACCAGCGUGAGGCCUGUUCCCAUCUCCUCCGAGCUCUAUCCGAUGUACGUGGUGUUCCUGGGCCUGGCGGCAUUGGGCUUCAUUUGCCUCGGUGUGCUGGUUUCACGCAAGCGGAGCAGGGAACACGGCCAGCUAUGGCUGCCGGAGGGCUUCAAGGUGUCCGAACCCAUCAAGAAGAAGCGAAGGGAGCCCGUCGGGGAGGACGCAGUCGGACUUAAGCCAAUGAAGAUAUCUGACAUCAACCUUAUGGAUGACAAUCAGAACGAAUGGGGCGACGAGGAUCCAGACUGCAACCGCUUUAGAUUUGAAGAGCAGGCCAUGUUGGAUCUCAGUGACCACACUGACCACAGGAAAUGGACCCAGCAACACCUGGACGCCGCAGACCUGCGCAUUGCCUCCAUUGCCCCGACUCCUCCUCAAGGAGAGAUAGAGAACGACUGCAUGGACGUUAACGUUAGAGGACCUGAUGGCUUCACCCCCCUGAUGAUCGCCUCCUGUAGCGGUGGAGGUCUGGAGACCGGCAACAGCGAGGAAGAAGAGGACCCCUCCGCCGAGAUCAUAUCAGACUUCAUCUACCAGGGAGCCAACCUGCACAACCAGACGGACCGCACGGGCGAGACGGCGCUCCACCUGGCCGCGCGCUACGCCCGCUCCGACGCCGCCAAGCGCCUGCUGGACUCCAGCGCCGACGCCAACGUCCAGGACAACAUGGGACGCACGCCACUCCACGCCGCCGUGGCUGCCGACGCCCAGGGAGUGUUUCAGAUUCUGAUUAGAAACCGUGCCACAGACCUGGACGCCCGUAUGCACGACGGCACCACCCCUCUGAUCCUGGCCGCACGGCUGGCGGUGGAGGGCAUGGUGGACGAGCUCAUCAACUGCCACGCCGACGCCAACGCCAUCGACGACUCGGGUAAAUCUGCUCUUCACUGGGCAGCAGCUGUUAACAACGUGGAGGCGGCCAUUAUGCUGUUGAAAAAUGGUUCCAACAAGGACAUGCAGAACAAUAAGGAAGAGACACCUCUGUUCCUGGCAGCCAGAGAAGGUAGUUUUGAAACAGCCAAGGUCCUGUUGGAGCACUUUGCUAACCGUGAGAUAACCGACCAUCUCGACCAGCUGCCAAGAGACAUUGCCCAAGAGCGGAUGCACCACGACAUAGUCCGCCUUUUAGACGAGUACAACCUGGUGAGGAGUCCGGGUCUUCACAGCGGCCCCAUGAGCACAUCCAGCCUGUCCCCUCCCCUCUGCUCCCCCAACAACUACAUGGGCAACCUCAAGCCCUCCCACCAAGUAAAGAAGGUACGGAAAAUCAGCUCCACUGGAAAAGGAGGCAAAGACGGAGGCAAAGAGAUGAAAUCAAAGAAGAAGAAGUCUCUUGAUGGAAAGGGCAACCUGCUGGACUCCUCUGCGGUCCUCUCCCCAGUCGACUCUCUUGAGUCCCCCCAUGGUUACCUGUCGGACGUGGCCUCGCCUCCCAUGACCUCUCCCUUCCAUCAGUCGCCACCCAUGAGUCUCAAUCAUCUGCAGGGCAACGGAGACUCCAUGAUGGGCCAGAUGAACAUGGUCAAAGGCCAGGAUAUGAACGGCCUGUCUUUUGAUCCCAACCCUCCGCGUCUCUCUCACCUGUCGGUGUCCAGCCCCAACAACCAAGCCUCUAUAGGUGGCGCCCGAGGAGGCCAGUGCGAUUGGAUGUCCAGGAUGCACAUGGGUGUCGGACAACAGGGAAGCAUGAGCCAGGGUCCGUCCAUAUCCCACAGCAUCAUCGGUCCUCUACACAGUGUCCCCACUGCCACGCUGUCCCAGAUUAUGGGCUACCAGGGUCUUCAGACCAGCCAUCUCGGUCAAUCACACAUGAUGCAGCAGCAAGCUCAUUCUCGGCAGCUCCAGCACCAGAACUCCAACUCCACCUCCAAUGGCGGCCAGCCGAUGAACCAGAGUUUCCUCAGCAUGGAGUUGAAUGCGUCAGAUAUGCAGCAAAACAAUGGGUCGGGUCACUCGAUGCCCAUCCACACCAUCAUACCCCAGGAGACCCAGAUCAUGGGAAACCAGUUCCUCACACCCCCCUCCCAGCACAGUUACUCUGGCCCAAUGGACAAUACACCCAAUCAUCAGCUACAGGUGCCUGAUCACCCCUUUCUUACUCCAUCCCCUGGCUCCCCCGACCAAUGGUCAAGCUCCUCUCCGCAUUCCAACAUGUCUGAUUGGUCAGAGGGCAUCUCUAGCCCUCCCACAAGCAUUCAUUCUCAGAUGAAUCUCAUCCCAGACCAGUUUAAGUGAAGACUUUUGUUUGAAAUUGACGCAACCUUAUCUGAGGGGAAAAACAUUUACAGAGGAAUUGUGAUAAACCUCAUGAAAGACUGAAGAUUCUCAUUUUCUAUACAUUUUUAUACUAACAGCAAUAACGGUUUAAGUAAUUUUGUAUUUAUUUCUACUUUUUUUUCAAAUGGAUUAUAAAGAAGAUGGUUUUAUAUUUAUGCUUUUGUUAUUUUUGUUGUGUGAAAAACUGGGAAAUGACUGACAGGAGUGUCAAAUAGGGACUCCUAGAUGUUUAAACACUGGGUAUUUAUUGGUGUCUUUUGUUGGUUGUUAUAUUCACUGGAUUUUAUUUUUAAGUCUUUUUUUUCGUUAAUUCAAAAAUCUUGACAAUUGCAUUGUCCGAGUUUGUUUGUACAAAGCUUUUUCUUUCUUUCAUUCAACUUUUAUAGAUUUUUGUUCAAAUGUCAGUAUUAAUUGAUACGUUUUAAACCAUGUUAUUUUAAAACCCAAACAAGUUUCGUUCACGAACUACCGCUCACUAAGUCUUAUCACUGAGUUUGUGUAAGAAGGUAAAAGACAAAAUAUGUUGAAGAAAUAUAUAUGGCAUUCCUGGUAACACCACUAAUAAGCAAAUCUGCCUUUUUUGCUGGUAGAAAAUAUAGCUCAGAGCAGAUUGUAACCAGGUUGUUGUUCAUAACAUUGGACAUUUGGGACCAGAUGAAAAAAGGAUCAUACCAAUUUUGAUCCAAACACAAAUAUAUAUAUAAUGUGCCUCAAGUUUAAAAGUUACAUUGUUAUUACAUAGCAAAUGAACCUCAGCCGACCUCAGCAAUGGCCAUUUUGCUUAUUUAAUGAACUAUGGAUGUGCAUCUCUUUCUCCCAUAUUAUGUCCGAAAUGACUGAUCACAGGUAGCAUUGCAAACUUAGUAUUAACGAAAAUGUGACAUUGGUCAAGAGAUUUCAUAUGUAAUGUGUAUGGCAGUUUACAAAUAUGUUGAAUUUGAGAACCUAAGACAAUGUAUUGAGAUUUUCCUAUAAAAGUCCCUUCCUAAACGGAGGACAUGAUGUACGUUUGUCAAAGAAAUGGACGUUCAAAUGACAUCACCUGCACUUUGUUGGGAGUGCAGGGGGAGCGGGAUGUAAUGCAGCCACACACAAACACACACAGACGUACGCACAGGCACACACACACACACACACACACACACACACACACACACACACACACACACACACACACACACACACACACACGUACGUACAUAGAUACAUAAGCAAAACAUAUGACCUAUGCCUUAGACUUCAGUUAUGCUAUAAGCUUUUUGGUGUGCCAUCCCAAGAUUGUAACUGGCCCCCAUUUGCCACUGGAGGCACCACUGAUACAGACAAGAGAAAAUGUUUGAAGAUGUAAUUUAUUGUUGGAUGUCCGUGCAAAUUUGCAAUUUGCGAAACAUAUUUCCUGCUUCAAAAUGCCUUGUAAAAAAACGUCAAUAUUUCAAUAAAGAACACUGUUUAGCUUUAA